AUGUUCAGCAGCGCUCCUGCACGUUUAGUGGUGAGUAUCGCUGAAGAACAAAUCCCUCAAUAUUUGACUUGUAUAAAGGGAAUACUUCUGCCUUGGAGUUCAACGAUCAAUGCAACCAUCACUUUUACUGAUAUUCAUGUAUUUUUCACGCUGCUCUUCCGUUUCGCACUUACGCACCUCAAUUCAGAGUCACCACCUCAUCUUCGCGCCUCACAUCUCAACGCCAAUAUCAUCCCAACCCAUCGCCCGUAA
Protopolystoma xenopodis is the source of this 252-nucleotide messenger RNA. The record is from the annotation of a GenBank genome assembly. Lineage: Eukaryota; Metazoa; Platyhelminthes; Monogenea; Polystomatidea; Polystomatidae.